AUGACAGCGCGGAAUAGAACGAGAAUACGAGCUCUCCAAGCCUGCCAAGAGUGUGCUACCACCAAAACCAAAUGCGACAACGGUAGUCCGUGCCAGCGUUGCGCCAGAAGGGGUCUGAGAUGCGUGCGCGACAUUGAUAUACAAGAUUGGGGCACGGACCGAGAGACCGAAUAUUCCAAUGCACUUGCCACGUCUCUUGAGCGCAAUGCUGAGACAUUAGGCAACGACUUCCGCGGUAUUGCGGAAGCGCUGGGAGCUGCCAUGAUCACGCCCAGCGCUUCUCUCACGGAUACGCAAGUUGCUGGUGCAUAUUCAACAUGUGAAUCUGCAUCACAAGAUACGAGUAUGAUCCCACCCUGUGCCGCUGAAUCAGAUCCCCUGGGCGCUGGCCGUGACAUGCCCGCGGGUCGGCGAGAAAACGACAACUUUGAUCUGACUACCCAAGAUGCCGAGUUCCUCGCUGCAUUCCCUGAUAUUUUCCUCGAGACUGAAAGUAGAGACCACCUGUUCAUGACACCAGAACAGGAUUUCGGCAUGUCGGAAUGGAUCAUGGAAGGCUCCAGCUCCGUACAAGCUACAGCCGCGGCCGCCGCCCCGGCAGGAGCUCCAAGUCCGGGAUAUAGCCUGCCAACGCCGACAGAGGAUGUCAGCGGUCAGAACCCCUUCAGAUUCGAUUUUUCUGUGCGUGAUCACUUGUUGGCAUUCGCCGUCGAUGCAUGCGAGCCUGAGCACCUGUCUACGGUGGUCUCGGCUUUUCCGACAUGCGAGGGCCUCGAAACACUGGCUCGGACGUUCCUGUCCUGGCAUGCGGAACAGGAAGAUACAUUUAUACACAAGGCGACAUUCAUUGUGGCCGAGGUAAGAACUGAACUCUUGAUGGCCGUUGUCGCUGGAGGCGCGGUCAGGUCUUCAAGUCAAGCAGUACAGCGAUUUGGUUUUGCUUUGCAUCGUGUAUUGGGCAUCCAACUUGCAAAGUUGACUGGGAAGCUGGAAAAGCCUGCUUCUGAGCUUCAAUUCCUCCAAGCAUAUGCUCUCUACAAUCACAUCGGAUUGUGGAGCAGUAACGAGCGUACCAUUGAAAUGGCCCAAGGAGGCAACGGAAGCCUCUUGAGUAUACUCCGUGGCUCUGGUCGUCUCCGACAAUCCUCUUACUCCCAUGUUUCAAUUUCUGGCAAUACAGGCUUGACUCCAGAUGGCCGGUGGAGGAAAUGGAUCACAGAAGAAUCGUACAAGAGGCUUGUGUUUUACGUUUUUGUACACAGCAAUCAGGAAUCCAUAAUGACAUUUGGUACCACACCACUGUCCUAUUUCGAACUAACCCUUCCCUUUCCAAUCACCAAAAGGGUCUGGGCAGCGUUAUCCGAUCAAGUCUGGCAAGAAAAUAUGACACAGCUCUCAGAUGGAAACGUCCAACUGGACCUGUCAAUUACCGAUUGUCUUGCAGACCUGUCCCGACUCGUGUCCUUGUCAAAUGCCUAUGACCAAACACUUUCGCGACUCCUUCUUCUCUAUGCGCUUUCGCCCAUGAUCCAGAGCUACCGCCACCUCCACAUGGCCCCGACCUGGAAUUGCGGUGCCGAUUCAAGUGGAGACCAUUUCUCCGAUAAUAUGCAUUAUCACUGGCUUCUCAGGCCAUUCGAAAACCUAAAAAACAUCUUUGAGCUCUACGAUCUCGACACAGGCUCUUCCACAACAUCACAAAUCCUAAUGGAGAUGCUUCAUCUGCAUCUGCACACGCCCUUGGACCAUCUGGAGCUGCUCACGGGCAAGACAGGACCGGCGGAAGCGCAGGCGUCGUACAAGCUUGUCUGCCGGUGGGUGGGCAGUCGCAUGGCGCGUCGGUCAGCCUGGUAUGCGGGCCAGUUACUUGGGAAAAUUCAAGACUUGCCAUCAGCGACCAUGACAGACUUUCACUGCAUCAUAGUGUACCAGGCUCUGUUGUGCUUAUGGGCAUAUGGGUCCAUAUCCAAUGGCGGCUCAGAGACCGGUGCUAUGGGUGGACAGCAAGUCGACGUUUCUCUGGCCGGAGAAGAGAUUGACAUUCCCCUGGACUCGAUGGAGAAUACAAACACUAAAAAAUGGAUCUCUGACCCAAUGUUCUCUGUCGGCAAGCUCGAUGCUGACAGCGCACUGUGUGAAUCUGAUCAAAAGUAA
This is a messenger RNA of Pestalotiopsis fici W106-1, 2154 nucleotides long. RefSeq lists its product as uncharacterized. The coding region runs from base 1 to 2154 and encodes 717 amino acids. The record is from RefSeq and is a predicted model, not a curated record. Gene Ontology annotation, molecular function: zinc ion binding; DNA-binding transcription factor activity, RNA polymerase II-specific. Lineage: Eukaryota; Fungi; Ascomycota; Sordariomycetes; Amphisphaeriales; Sporocadaceae. Gene Ontology annotation, biological process: regulation of DNA-templated transcription. The transcript is spliced from 5 exons.